Molecule: messenger RNA, 333 nt
Organism: Patella vulgata (common limpet)
Lineage: Eukaryota; Metazoa; Mollusca; Gastropoda; Patellidae
Exons: 3
Coding region: 1-333 (110 amino acids)
Biological process (GO): DNA recombination; DNA integration
Molecular function (GO): DNA binding
Source: RefSeq, a predicted model, not a curated record
AUGGUACCCACCCUUUACUUUAAGAAAUGUCUGCUGAGAGCCAUGUAUCUAUUGGCAUUUCACGCGUUUCUGCGCAUUGGAGAAAUCUCAUCGGCGGACAACAGAAAAAACGUCCUACAAUUUGAAAAUGUUCAAUUUCGAUUGUUACCGGAUAAGUUACCUGGCUCAGCAGCAGGCCUUAACACACACUUAUACAAGGCACAUAGUUUCCGAAUCGGCGCAGCAUCUGCGGCCUGUUCUGGAGGCCAUUCCAUGGAAGCCAUUCAGAGAAUGGGAAGAUGGAAUUCAGACGCUUACAAAAAAUACAUCCGCAUACCAGUCCUUCAGUUAUAA